CUCAAAUAUUGGAACACUGCUAUCAUGUCACUCCUAGUUCUUCUUUUCGCUACACUAGACAUACCCAGUUCCUGCAACUGUUCUUCAUAUGUUAAAGCCUCCAGUCCCCUAAUUAUCUUUGGGUGGACUCCUCAUUUUAUAUCUGCUGGGGUUUUUUUUCCAUUUUGCUCUGAGAAUGAAGCAAUCAUAGUCACCAUCUGAUUCUAGCAGUUUCCUAGGCCACUUUGCACAGAGAUGCAGUUGCAGUGAAGAUUUAAUGGUAUGUUUGUCAGCAGCUUUCAGCUGCUUCCCAACUGGUGUGUAUUGUAGCUUAAAUAUGUGCUGACUUGUUUAAGCAAGGCAGAAUGAAGGGUUGGGGGGAUGAGAAAAAGAAGGGGGCUGUGCCUUUAUAUAAUAGACUUAAUGAAGUUCAGGUAUUAGCAAACUAGACUUCCACACUUACAGGCAGCACUAAACUGGAUUAAAACCAGCUGCCCUACUAAAAAUGGUUAAAGACAAUAAUCAGGACAAAUGGGAUUUUCUCUUGCCAGUGGACUAAAAUGAAAAAAAAAAUGCUGUGUGGGAAGAACUGGAUGCCACAGCAGUAUUAAAAUUACAUUGGCCACAUUUCCUUUAAAAUUAUUUUGGCCACAUUUUCUGAAAACCUGUAGCUUUGUUUUUAAAGGUAAGGGGAAAUAAAUAGAAGAAUUUGGGCUUUGAGAAUGUCAAUGAAAAAAUCCUCCCUUAAUUAGGAGAAUGAGAAUGAUGUGAUGGCUAAGCUCAAAAGCAAGCAUUUAGGAGCAGAAUUGAAUCUCCAGGGACAGGAAUUACCUUGGCUUACCCUUGAUAUCAUCAGCUUCUCUUCUGGACCUCUCUCAUAAUUUGAUGGGAUGGAAAGGAGGGCUGGCAGCAGCAGCUUUGGUUCCCAUAGCUCUUAAUCUCAAAAAGAUGAUUGAUGGAAGCCAGUCAGCCUGGAGCUGUAAUCCUUGGAACAGACCGGGGUAAACAAGGCCCUGGGAACCUCAGCAGGCCCACAUGUUUUUCCUGGGCAAUGACACUCAAAUACAGAUGCUCAGGUUCUCAGCAUAGUUUUUCAAAAGUUUCCAUAUUUUUCAAGGUACAAGAGCUGUCAGUUCUCCGUUUAAUCUCUUUAUUCCUGCCCUUAUGUUUUCCUUCAGGACAAUGAUCAAAAGCAAAGCCGUUUUUGGUCAAGGGCAUGUUUGAACUGUUGACAGUGUUUCCGACCUCUGCAAAUGUUGACUGAUAGUUGCUUUUGUUGGAUUGUUAGAAAUGAACCACUAACAGCCUGAGAGAACUUUGUAUAAGGAAAAUUUUUAUUGUACAUUAGUUGAGAGAGUAGGGGACAGAUCUGAUGAAAGAUAAUAAAUGAGAAAAGGGGACCCUGAGUUCUGACAGGUGUUGCAAAGCGGGGAUUGAGGAAGAAUCUUUUUUCUGCGGGAACUGCGCUUCAGUUUUUAACAGUUGUGGGGACAUGACAGUGAUGUCAAAGUACCAAUUUUAUAGGGAUACUAAUGGAUACUAAUAGAAAAUAGCUGCAUGACAUUUAGUGAAGGCUUAAAGCCCCCAUGUUCAAUUGCACUUCUGAAAAUCGGAGUUUUGUUAAAUUUAAGCAAUAUAAUUUUAAGUCACAAAAAGUGGUUGGGGAUUAUAUAUGGAUUACAAGUUGUCUAUCCAUGAUUUGGCUUCCCAAAUCUACCUGUUUCCUCCCCCGGUCUCCUGUAUAAACUGAAUUAUUUAAUCUCACUUCACAGUUUAGAUAGAGUCUUUUGUUCAUAUUAUACAGCUCAAGACAGAUUAAGUUGGGCUGAGAGAAGAGCAACAGCCAGAAUCACCUUCCCAUGGCCAAGAGUCUCUCCAUAGUGGGUCAUCCAUAAUUAUGAUUAACUGCAACAUGAAGAUAUUCUGCUGAUGAUUUUUAGAGAAUAUAUUUUCACAAUGGUGUCUUCAUCUCAUCCCCAGCUUCCUGUGAAGACCUGCACCCCCCAGGCCAUGCAGUCUGGACGCCGGGGCCGCUUGUCGGUGGCAGGGCCAAGCACCCAACCCCAAGAAACCAUUACCAACAGCCCCUCCAUAUCUGGUGAUCUUCGGCUGCUCCACACAAUAGACUGUGGAGAUCAGCCUCUUUGCUGCCAGUUUAAUAACGAUGGGACCCGGGUUGCAGUAGGAUUGCGUACUGGAGCCAUUAAGGUUUAUUCUGUCAAUGAUGGGUCACUUCAUCACAUUCUUGCUGAUAAUGACACAAUAUCCCUAGGACUUCCCACCACCUCACUGCACUUUAUGCCCCGUGGACCUGCCCACAGUGGAGAUGUCUUACUUACCACCUAUUCUGGUGGGAAAGUGAAAUUAUGGCACGUCUCUACUCACACCUGUCUGUACACCAUCACAGAAGAUCGCCAAACCCUCGCAGCUUGUUUCAAUCCUUCUGGCUCCAGGUUUCUCACAGCUGGAGCAGGACCUGGAAUUUUCAUGUACGAUGCUCAGACCUGGGAUAAAUUGCAAAAUUUUCUGCCCAGCGAUUCCCCAAAUGUGAUGGACGGACAUAUGUCCCGAAUCUAUGCUUUGACCUUCUUCCCAGAAAACAAUGAACGCUUCAUUUCUGGAGGAUGGGACGACACAGUGCAGUUUUGGGACACACGCUUUCCACAUUCGCAACGGCGUAUUUCUGGGCCCCAUAUCUGCGGAGAUGCCUUGUCAAUAGACAAAACGGGCACACAGAUUUUGACGGGAUCCUGGAGGCGGCAUAACACCCUGCAGAUUUGGGAUGCUGAAACGUGCGGCAAGAUAAUGGACAUUCCAGAAGAUUUUCGGGGUCACUCACAGCUAUAUACUUGCCACUUCCUUGGCACUGACUACAUCAUAGCUGGUGGGAGUCGGAACAACCUGUGUCGACUCAUUGAUAGAAGAAUUCUGAUGAGCACAGGGGCACUUAAUGACCUGCCUGGAGGUGUUUAUAGUACCCACAUCAGCUACCGUGGAGUCCUAGCUGCAACUUCCAACAACUUCCUGUAUCUUGCACAGACUCCAGUAAAACCUUGAAACCCUCCUGUGUGAUUGCAAGGAACUCUUGCUACCAUCUGAAGAAUAUCACCAAUGCCUUGGAUCAUCAUGACUCUUACCAACCUUUCCUAGUAUCCCAGAUGUCUGUCAAAAUCAUGCAUAAAGUCACCCUGAAGUGCCUGCCAUCUCCCCAUCAUCUUCGGCUUCUCUGUGGACAAAUAGAAUCAUGGUCUGUCUCUAGAGACUCCUGCUUGAUUGGAUAUGCCCCAUUUCAUCAUGCUCUGCUGAUGUCAAUCCUUUUUCAGCAUGAUCCUCUGGAGAUACUGUCCUGCUGGAAUCAUCUCAUCAUGGUUUGCUUCAAUCAUCUCAUCAUAGUUUGCUUCAAUCAAUCUCAUCAUGGUUUCUUUUUGUGGAGAUGUUUUGUUCUGAUCUUGUGCCAAAUGCUAUGGGACUCUCGUCGCAUGCAAUCUCCCAUGCAAGAAAUCUUAACUGUACAGCUUCUUGCCUGAGACUGUGACUAACUGGGUUAUCCCCACAAUUUUGCAGCUGAUAUCCCAUCUGUUGCUGCUGCUGGCAAUCCCAACAUGCCUUGCUGCUCCAAACCUGUGCUUGACCAAGAAACCAUCCUAGACUUCAAUCCCAGAUUGCAGAGAAUUCCAUCAUCCUCUAAACAGCUUUCUAAUCAAACUGCUGGAGGGGAAGAGGCGUCCAGUAUUUCUGCCUUAAGUUUCCAUCCUGCCUGGGGGGGUUAAGCUUUCUAAGUCACUUCUUUCUCUCUUUUCAUAGCCACCUCCGAAGGUGGCUGCCCUAAAAAAAACCUGCCUUGGUGCCAAAUUAAAACAUCUUGGCUGAGUCUUUGUGUGUAUCUAAUAAUCCUGGGUGUCUGGGGAGGAGAAUGGGAUCUAGUUAAACAGGAAUGCAACAAAGAGGAACUACGGUAAGGCUCCCAGAUUCUUUGAAAUGGUCAAGGAUUUCAUUCCGGGGAAUUGUUUUUGCCACCAAUCACAGGGCUAAGUCACUGAAUUUGUGAAAUGACACCAUAGCAGAAUAACAGAAUUGGAAGGAACUUUAGAAGUCUUCUAAUCCAACCUCAUGCUCAAGGAGGAGAUCCUAUGCCAUUCCAGACAAGUGGCUGCCAAGUCUCUUCUUAAAAGGCUCCAGUGAUGAACACCCACCGUCUCUGAAGGCAAGCCGCUCCACUGGUUAAUUGUUCUCAGUUUAUAAAGCGGUACUAAGUACUUCGUGUGAUCUUGAUUCUAUCCCUCUGUUAAUGCAACCUGGGAUUGUGUUGAUUGUUUUGGCUGCUGCCACACACUGCUAGCUCAUAUUUAAGUGAUUGUCCACUAGGACUCCAAGAUCCCUCUCACAAAUACUGCUAAUCUGUAGG
Messenger RNA from Crotalus tigris (Tiger rattlesnake), 4384 nucleotides. RefSeq names its product dynein assembly factor with WDR repeat domains 1-like. The record is from RefSeq and is a predicted model, not a curated record. NCBI's taxonomy places the organism in Eukaryota, Metazoa, Chordata, Lepidosauria, Squamata, Viperidae. The coding region runs from base 1909 to 3036 and encodes 375 amino acids. Gene Ontology annotation, molecular function: protein binding. The transcript has 11 exons.